GGAAAACCGAAACAACCAACAGCUUCUCGGGGUGGCUAAGAAAAAAAUUAAAAAAAAAAACAGAGGAAGGAGAGGGAAAGCAACUCUGGGGAAGAGAGAGAAAAAUAAAAGAAAGCAAACACAAGAAAAAUUCAGAGAGAGAGAGAGAGAGAGCGGCACCCCUGAGAGAGGCAUGGUCGAAGAGAUGCUCUGAGAUAAUCCUGAAAAGGGGCAGUAAUAGAAAAAUAUUUCAUUCUCUUCAAAACCUUCGCAUUUUUUUUUUAAUUUUCUUUUAAUUAGUUUUUUCAUUGCUGCCUUUUUGAGUCUCUAUGUGUCUAUCUUCCUCCCACAUAUCACCACCCCAUUAGAUUUCUUUCUUAUCUUGAACAAAUUUUCUUCUUGUGGAAAGAGGAUAAAAAAUUAUCAAAUUACAGCAGAAUUGCAAUCUUGCCCUCAAGAACAGCAGCACUACACCACCCUUUCUGCCACUUCUUUAUGCUCCAAUUCAUUUUGUGGAGAUUACAGGAAGAUAAUAACCUGCUGAACCAGGUUAUGUGCAUUUUGGAGGAAAGGGUGUAGAGAAAAUUUAUUAAAGCAAAGAUGAUGGACCCUGAUAUUAUUAUAUCCAACAAAUGUGAAUUCUUUGCAUUUCCUUGUAAUAUGGUCUUGUAUAGUUAUUUGUAAAUCAAAACAAAUACUCAGGUAUUAAAGUAGCUGUUAUUUUUGUUAUCAUUGCCAAUUAGGGGUGGUUUUGAAUAGGAAACCUGGCGAUUUUGUAUGAUUGUUGCUACCUCCACUGCCAUAAUUUGUUCACCAAGAGAUGAGGGGUAGAUGGAACCCAUAUGGAUUCCGGUUCUUGUGCUUCUUGGUUUUGAUUCUUGGUCUUGAAAUUCAAGGCUAUUGGUCACUUAACGGUGAGGGACUAAUUUUGUUGGAAUUUCGUGCAAGAGUGAGUUCUGAUCCAUUUGGUGCUUUUGCUAACUGGAACUGCAAUGACAAUAAUCCUUGUUUGUGGUCUGGUGUUCAUUGUGUGGCUGGCAAAGUACAAAUAUUAGAUCUGACUGGGCUUUCUUUGGAAGGGACAUUGGCACCUGAUCUUGGCAAACUUACUCACUUAAGAUCUCUUGUGCUUUGCAAAAACCAUUUCUUUGGUACAAUUCCUAAAGAGAUUGGAGGACUCGCAAAGCUGGAGCUACUGGACUUGAGGGAUAAUAACUUUAGUGGAGGAAUUCCAGUGGCAAUAGGAACUCUAUUGUCAAUAAAAUGCUUGUUGCUUUGUGGCAAUAAAUUUGAAGUCAGCAGUUCUCUGGAGAUUGGGAGGCUUAAGUUAUUUUCUGAAUCACAAUUUGAUGUAAAUGUUUCAUGUGAUGCAGCCACGCACACUGCCUGUAUAAAUAGAAAGUAUGGAAAUGGGUUCAAGCUUGGAAAGGACUCUCCGCAUGAAUGUGAUGGCAGUUACUGUGAGAAGCCAGACAGUUCAUCUGAGCCGCACAUGGCCCAAAAUGUCGAGAUCCUUGUCAAUUUUGCACGUCGUAAACUAUUUGAAUGGUCCAGUAACCUCCCAGCUGCACCUGCUAGUAGUGGGUCCUCCGCUCAACAGAUUAUUGCAUUACCAACUAGCCGAAGUAGUGGGAGUUUCCCAGCUAUACCAAAUGCAAAUAAGAAUCACUCUCCUCCACCUCCAUCACCAACUUCACCUUCUAAGUCUCCACCAAAAGGGUUCCAAAGUGAUUCUGAUUUCAGUUCAAGUAAUCAAUCUCCAAACAGUGAAACUUCUGGAAAUACAUGGAUUUAUUUCUUGUCCAUCCCAACUGUGCUUACCUUGGUCAUUAUUGCUCUGGGCCUGCUGUUUAUGUGCCGUAAACAAGGAGUCACGACCAUUGGUCCCUGGAAGACUGGACUGAGUGGACAGCUGCAGAAGGCAUUUGUUACAGGGGUUCCCAAGCUAAAUCGAGUAGAGCUGGAAACUGCCUGUGAAGAUUUCAGCAAUAUAAUUGACACUCUUGCAGGCUGCAUUGUUUACAAAGGAACAUUGUCUAGUGGAGUUGAGAUUGUGGUUGCAUCAAGUUUAGUUGCUUCUUCCAAAGAUUGGUCAAAGAAUGCAGAAAUGUCCUACCGGAAGAAGAUUGAUAUGUUAUCUCGGGUUAACCAUCAGAACUUUGUCAAUCUCAUUGGCUAUUGUGAGGAGGAUGAACCUUUUAAUAGGAUGAUGGUAUUUGAAUAUGCUCCUAAUGGAACCCUUUUUGAGCAUCUGCAUGUUAAAGAAAUGGAACAUCUUGACUGGAUUGCAAGGAUGAGGAUUAUCAUGGGCAUUGCUUAUUGCUUACAAUACAUGCAACAUGAUUUAAAUCCACCAGUGGCACAUUCUAACUUGAAUUCACAUAAUAUCUUUCUAACUGAUGACUAUGCAGCUAAGAUUGCUGAGAUCUCUUUCUUGCCACAAGAUUCCUCCAAGUCGAAGAGCUCAGAUGACAAUGAGUCAGCGCAUUCUACAUUGCCACAUUUGGCUGAUGUAGAAACAAAUGUCUAUUGUUUUGGGAUUCUGUUGCUAGAAAUCAUUUCUGGAAAGCUCCAAUACUGUGAAGAACAAGGGUCCCUCGAAAAAUUGACUGCUGAAUAUUUGAAUGACAAACGUAGUAUCAGUUACAUGAUUGACCCAACCCUCAAGUCUUUCAAAAAGAAUGAGCUUAACCUCAUAUGCGAGAUUAUCCAAGAGUGCAUACAACCAGAUUCAAGGCAAAGACCAACAAUGAAGGAUAUCACUUCCAAGUUGAGGGAAGUGAUUGCUAUCUCACCUGAUCAAGCAACUCCAAGACUUUCUCCGCUUUGGUGGGCUGAACUUGAAAUAUUAUCUGUCGAUGCGACUUAAGUUUUGUCUCACUCUCUUUUUAUUUGUAUUGUAUGUCAAGUCUCUCUCAGAAUUAAUGCCAAAAAUCUAAAAUUUAGCUU
This is a messenger RNA of Hevea brasiliensis (rubber tree), 2928 nucleotides long. Its product is annotated as protein MALE DISCOVERER 2. NCBI's taxonomy places the organism in Eukaryota, Viridiplantae, Streptophyta, Magnoliopsida, Malpighiales, Euphorbiaceae. The record is from RefSeq and is a predicted model, not a curated record. Gene Ontology annotation, molecular function: ATP binding; protein kinase activity; protein binding. Bases 800 to 2848 code for a protein of 682 amino acids. Gene Ontology annotation, biological process: protein phosphorylation. The transcript is spliced from 13 exons.